AUGGUUGGUGCGUGUUUCGUAAUUAAUUUCCACGGCGAGGAGAAAAAUGCGAGUCUAAACCCGGGACUACGACACCUGCUCACUCCCGGGCCACUUGUCCUCGGAGGACAUGCCCGUUGUGCCCGUGAAGAAAAUAAGAGAAACAUGGAUCAAAACAGGAAUAGACCAAGCAGACCUCGUCUUCGUUCUCAUGGUAAUUCUGCCAGAGUACUCGUUUUUGAUCAAGCUGAAAGCGAAGAAUCUGCUUGCAGUACUGAAGCAGAAAUGCAAAAAAGGCCAAUUGCGCCUAAAGUGGAAAGUAAAGAGGCUCCAGUUCGACCUGCGUGAUCUUAACAUUCCACGGCGUGCUGCUAAAGCAGCUCAUCGUAAAUCUUUUAUUGCAACAACAUCUCCAACUUUACCACGUUGUCAUUCACCAUUGUCAGGAUUGGUGGAGGUACUACAGGAACUGGAGAUGGCAGAAGAUGGUCAGUUGCUAGCUUGCCAUCUAGCGGUUAUGGAACAACACCAGGUUCCAGUAAUGUUUCGUAUUCGAGCCAAGAACGCUUACAUCAGCUUCCAAAUGUUCCCACUAAGGACGAAUUACGUAUGCUUUCUUGCCAUUUCUCUAAACCUGGUACACCAUGUUCUUCGCACCCAGGCUUCCCAGGUUCUAUUUCUAGUAUUCCAGGCAGUGUAUCUCUUAGUCUCGAUGAAGAAGGUCGUAGAUCGCCAUUACACAGACCACGUUCACGAAGUUUAAGGCAACACAACAGAUGGAGGAACGUUUAACUAAUUUUAUUAAUGAAAAUAAAGAAUUGGAUGAAUAUGAAGUAAUGGCAAAUAUGACUUCUGAUUCUUUACCAAUUUUACGUUUCGUACAUCAUCAAGUAAUCGAAAUGGCGAGGGACUGUUUGCAAAAAUCUCAGGAAAAGUUAAUUACAACUAGAUAUUUUUACGAAAUGAGUGAAAAUUUGGAACAUUUGUUGAUGGAGACAAAGGAUAAAUCACUUGAUGCAGCAACGAGAUUAACGGGACUUAUUAAAAAAUUAUUGUUAGUAAUAUCGCGUCCAGCUCGUCUAUUAGAGUGUUUAGAAUUCGAUCCAGAAGAGUUUUAUCAUUUACUUGAACAAGCCGAAGGUCAAGCAAAAAUUAAUGCGGGAAUAAAAACAGAUAUACCUCAGUAUAUUAUUAAUAAGCUUUCUCUUAAUAGAGAUCCAAUAUCAGAACUCCAAGAAGAUUUAAAUAAAUUAGAAGAUUCGGCAAGUUCGAGCGAUAGUAAUUUACAAAUUGCUUCUAGUCCAAAUAAGGACGAUGAAAAAUCUCAGCGUGUUCCUUGUGAAAGCGAUUACGAAGUAUUGAAACUCAUUAGUAAUGGUGCAUAUGGCGCAGUGUAUUUAGUUAAAGAAAAAACUACACGACAAAGAUUCGCUAUGAAGAAAAUAAAUAAGAACAAUUUGAUGCUAAGAAAUCAAGUAGAACAAGUCUUCGCUGAGAGAGAUAUAAUGAGCUUUACAGACAAUCCAUUCGUAGUUUCUAUGUAUUGUAGCUUCGAAACAAAAAAACACUUGUGCUUAGUAAUGGAAUAUGUCGAGGGUGGAGAUUGUGCGAAUCUUUUAAAAAAUAUCGGCCCAUUGCCACCAGAUAUGGCAAGAUUUUAUUUCGCAGAGACCGUUCUGGCUGUUGAAUAUUUACACAGCUAUGGUAUUGUUCAUCGAGAUUUGAAACCUGACAAUGGCGACAAAUCUCUACGAAGGCUAUAUAGACAGAGAUACGAGACAAUUUUCUGAUAAACAAGUAUUUGGCACGCCUGAGUAUAUCGCUCCUGAAGUUAUAUUACGUCAGGGAUACGGCAAACCUGUUGAUUGGUGGUCUAUGGGCAUUAUACUAUAUGAAUUUCUGAUUGGCUGUGUACCAUUUUUCGGUGAUACUCCAGAGGAAUUGUUUGCUCAUACAGUUAAUGAUGAUAUCGAGUGGCCGGAUGAGGAUGAUUGGCCUGUUCAGCCAGAAGCUAAAGAUAUUAUAACAGCAUUGCUGCAACAAAGUCCUAGAGAUCGUUUAGGUACUGGUGGAUCUCACGAAGUAAAAGAGCAUCCAUAUUUUUAUGGAGUGAAUUGGAAUAGUUUACUCAGACAGAAGGCUGAAUUUGUACCGCAGUUAGUCAAUGACGAGGAUACAAGUUAUUUUGACACUCGUAUGGACAGAUAUAAUCAUGAUAUUGGUGAUGACACCGAUGACACCGAUGAUUCUCCUUUGUUCGGAUCGUUCUCGUCGUAUUCUCCGCAAUCACGGAAAAUAUCUCAGACCCGUCCACCGCAGUUAAAUCCCGAACAAACAGAGUUGGAUGUCUCAAAGAAACAAUUAUUCCGUACUGAGCUUGAACGCACAGUUGCGCAAUUAUCAUUUGGAUCUAAUAGCUCAAUUACUCCUCCAUCCAAAUUAGCGGAAUCGACUCCAUCAGAAAAAAGUCGAACUUCUUCGUCCAUUAAAAAUUCCACGUACAUCGAAACACCUCCAAAGGCGGACAAGUUGAACUCGUUUACGAGUCCUGCCACAGUGACCGGUGAAUCUCAAUUAACAGUUAUUAAGAACAGUCAAGUAGAAGGGACGUCCAUUAGCUUGAGCACACCCGAUUCCUCGCAAACCGAGUCUGAAGAUAUCAGUCCUCAGAUCCAGAGAAAGCGGCACGUGCAUUCUCGUGAUAAGCUGCCCAGGUUCAGUAUAUGCAUUGAUGAUGAACACAUGUUGGAUUUGAUUGCAGCAAACAGAGAUGCAACUGAGGAAAGCAAGCAUAAUUCUAGUACUGAUUCUUUCGAAUCAUUCAGCGCCAUACCAAUUAUCCCAUCCGCGAAACAGAAGUCGCGGUCUGUAAUUAAGUCCGCAUCCACUAGUGGGUUGUCAUUAGUUAUACCAACCAAUGAUGCGUCGUUAAAUACUCAACCUAUCGAAUCUCCCGGUGGAUCAUCCACUGCUUCUUCAAGAGAUACGUCCCCUUGUCGCGAACUGAGCCCGCUUGUAACUAGUUUAAAACCACCUAUUAUCAUUCGAAGAGGACCUUGUGGAUUUGGCUUCACCGUACACACUAUUAGAGUUUAUUACGGUGAUAGUGAUUUUUACACUAUGCAUCACUUAGUUAUGGCUGUAGAUCAAUCCAGCCCAGCCUUUGAAGCUGGUUUAAGGCCAGGAGAUCUCAUAACGCAUAUAAAUGGCGAGCCAGUACAGGGUUUAUAUCAUAUACAAGUACUUCAGCUGAUGUUGAGUGGCGGCGAUCAUGUAACAUUACGUAGCACGCCGUUAGAAAAUACUAGUAUUAAAACAGGAGGAAGAAAGAGAGAUCUGACUCAAAGCAAAAUGGCGCGCAGAACGUUACACAAACAGCGCAAACUGAAACGUGAUCAUUCCGAUAAGAAACGAAAAACGUCCCUUUUUAAACGAAUUAGUUCGAAACGGGCUAGCGUAGAGAUGCAACAGAUGGCUGCGGGAAUUUGUUCACCAUCAAUGGUGACACCUAGUCGAUCGUUCCAGUCGUUCACACGUUCUCAAGAAACGUCACCAUACUUUGCAGCAUGCACAAAGUCCGUCUGUAGCCCGUCACCGCCAACAAAUCGCGUCAGCUCAGAUUCUUAUCACUCCACGGGGAAUUCAAGUCCCUGUUCCAGUCCAAAUUCUUCCUCCCCGGGCUCUACUGCGUCGGCUGCGAAUCUACCAACUAUCGCCAAUCAGUCCCACUAUCAGAGGCCGAGCACACUUCACGGUUUGAAGCACAAGUUGCACACGGCUGCAAAAAAUAUCCAUUCGCCGAAUCGUAGAAAAUCAGUGGGACAUAUACCACUGUCGCCAUUAGCUAGAACUCCAAGUCCAUCGCCUCUUCCAGCUAGUCCUACCAGGAGUCCUAGUCCACUAGCGUUCCCCACGGGACAUCAACCUGGUAGUUCGAAUACCACGCAAUCUUAUAGUCCAGGUGUUUGUUUGUCAACGCCAAACAAUCAGAAAAAAGGUUACGGACGGCCGAAGUCAGCAGAGCCCGGUUCUCCGUUGUUAAGAAGGGCGCUCAGUCCAGACAGGCUUCAUCCCCGAUCCGCGGAGAACAAGACAUCUAUCUCACCGUUGGCGAACACAGUGGUGAAAGUAACUCCACGUACAACUAUAGCGCAAUCUUAUUCAGAAACAUCCGACGAGUGUAAUGAUAGUUUUAAGGAGCCAAACGACUCGAAAGUGGAGAAGAAAGUGCCAACGGAAUCGAAAGCGGAUUAUUCGAAGAUAUCUCAUGGAAUAUCGAUCAACUUGGGAAACGUGGGUAUAUCUAAUUCUUGCGGUAGUACACAGCUGCCUAGAAUAGCAGAAGAAAAGGAUUCACCGACCGGUACAAAAGCCGAUGAUUACUCGAAGGAAGCUUCAGAUAAGAUCGAUAAAAACAAUACAUCUACAAAUAAAUUAACAGACUCGGAGAAUAUCAGUGAGCGAGUUGAAUCGAAGAUGGAGAAGCAGAAUUCGUGUAUAAAGAAUUUAGGAGCAUUAUCUACUAAUAAAAAUGAAGAAGGUGCUCAAUUGGAUAAUUCUUCUAAUGUACAAGCGCGUAGUUUGCAAAAUACGUCUCACAAGCAAUUUCAAAAUAUCGAAAAAUGUUCGCAAGUUUUGCCUCAAAAAGCAUCGUUACAGAGCGGUGAGAAAAGCUCACAAUCUUCAUGUCAAAAGCCAUCAUUGCAAACCAAUGAAAAAAGUUCGCAAUCUUCCGCUCAGAAAGUAUUAUCGCAAGCCAACGAAAAAGGCUUCCUGCAAGGUGUAUUGCAGAAGUCGUCUCAAAGCAACGAGAAAGCGCCACAGACUGCGGUACAGAAACUACAUCAAAACAAUGAAAAAGCAGCUGUGCCUCACAAAGUAGCCGAACAAAAAGCAGCUGGUAAAAGUUCAGAGGCUAAUCCGGAAGGAAGAAAAGUAUUGAAGAAGUACAAAGUUGAAAGCUCUGACGGCUCAAGUAACACUUCCUCUUUGCAACAUAUGAGCGCAACAUUUGAGGCUAUAGGAGCUGGAAAAGACAAGAAAAACAAUUAAAUAAUUAUCGUUCGAUUGAUCGUUCAGAUUUGAGAGUAUAACAAAACAAAAUAUCUGUGUGUAACGAUCAGAUUUUUUUCUGCCAAUGAAAACGAAUCAUCUGUUCUUUUUUAAAACUCGUCUCUCUGCAAUCAAAUUUUACAAAAAAAAGAAAGUCUAACGUCUGAUAGAUGCACGAACAUGCACAUUGUAAAAUCGAGUAAAAUCAGAAAAGUGG
Heterotrigona itama is the source of this 5248-nucleotide messenger RNA. Lineage: Eukaryota; Metazoa; Arthropoda; Insecta; Hymenoptera; Apidae. The record is from the annotation of a GenBank genome assembly.